AUGCGCAUAACAACACUAAUACUACCCGCCCUCGCCUUGAUUGCCGGGAUCGAGGCCAGUCCUCUUCGGAAUCGGCCACAACCGCCCCGGGCCCCAAGGCACGGCGCUCGGAUACCACGGGAGGCGGAAGAAAGCUUCGGAUCUGUGAGCACUACCACUACCGAAACCCAGUCGGAUUGCGAAGCGGAGACGGCGGGGUCGUCGGGGCGGACGGGGACGUCGGGGAUCUCAUCUUUGACGGCUGGGCUAUCGAACACGCAAAGCUCGACUUUCGCUACCUCAACGAUAGUAGUCGGUUCGGGAGUCGCGGACUCUACGGGAACGGAGGCUUCGUCGUCCUCCAGCCCGAUUUCAACAACGAAUACACACCCUUCCACCACGACAACCGGCUCGUCAGCAUCUGACUCCGAGACCACAUCGGCCACCAACUCGCCGGGCUUCGAAACCUCGCUUCACAGCACUCUCAAUAUACCCCUGAAAGGAACAACAACCGGCCGACCCUCAGUGAUUCCCUUCCAAUCAGGCACAUCAAACACUGGCACUGACCUGGCAUCUUUGACUUCUGGCCCCCCCAACACCUCGGUCUCCUCAUCGAUUUCGCCUACCACGGCGUCGGCCAGCCUGUUUGUCUCCUCUACCCGGCCUAGCGUCACCGGUAGACCCUUAUCGGAUAUCCCGACCGUCAUCGCGAAUCCACCGGUGUCGACCGGGGCCGUAUCCCCUGAUGUGUACCAGAAAAACAUCCAAGAGGCCCGGAGUUUCAACAAGCUCCUUGCCACGCUGACCGAACAGUCCGCCUGUCGCCAGGGCCAGGUCGCCUGCGUUUCCGGCGCCUUUGCCGAAUGUUCCAACGACGGCUCCUGGACGCUCACCCCCUGUAGCGAACCCAACUACGCCUGCCUCGUCAUGCCGAUGAACUCAACUUCCGGUGCGAUUCUCGGUUGUACGGACGCUACUCUGGCGAAGCAAGUCCUCGGCUCUAUCCCGGAUGCCUUGCUAUCUGGGCUGCCCGGGCUAACAUCAGCGCUCUCGUCGCUCCUCCCCCCCACCGGAUCGUCUUCCGCAACGGCGUCCGGCGCCCCUGAUAGUACCAGUGCGACCGGACGCAGGACCCGGACUGUCGUCGUGACUGUCACCACCCCGAGCAGCACGAUCACAGUGACAGUCGACCCGACGGCCACAGCCUCAGUCCAGACGUCAGACAUAGCCUGCACUGCGGAGCCUACGUCGGUUUCUUCUGCUGUCUCCACAGGAAAUGGAUCAGCGGGUGGCUUCACGGCCAGCUCUUUCACCGGCUCUACUUCCGGCUCGUCCUUCAGUGCAAGCACUGGCUCGGAAGUGAGCUCAACAGUCACCUCGAAAUCCAGCGCAGAAACCGCCACCACACCACCCCCUAGCUCCUCUGGGGACGGCAUCAUUACCCGCACCGUUACCGUCAGCGGCCCAUUAGGAACCGGAGUGUUUACCUACACUUACGACUUGGGUGACACCGCUAGCGCCUCAUUCUCGACCACCCGUCGCCCCCCUCUCUUUUCUUCUGAUCAACCCUUGACUUUUAUCACUGCUUCCCUGGAUUCCACCACCACAGCCUCAGUUACAACGGCAGCAACAGCAUCCGAAACAAGCGAGGGCCCCGUUACCGCCGGCACCACCUCAGUGUCUUCCUUCUCGGCCGCCUCUUCUUCAAAACAACCCCCCAAUGCAGAUCCCAACAAGAGUCUAUUCACCCUUGACCCCGUGCCAAGCGACACUGUCACCACCACGAUCCGCAUUACCGAGACGCCCACGACGGUGACCGUCAAGAUGACAACGCAGAUGACCACCACCGUUGUAGUAACCGCCCUCGCGACAACCUCUGCUUCAUCCACGGGAGCCGAUACGGCCGCGGCUACGGAUGGGGAUGGUGCUUCCUUAAUAUUUUCUCCCACAACGGCCUUGGUUGCAGCGUCCACCUCCACGGCAGAAACGGGUGUGGAAAAGGGCGUGACGGAUAAUUCUGGUAACUCCAGCUUUGUCGUCAACGCUAGGCCCAACUCGAAUUCAGCGCCCGGUCCCGGCGACGGCCCCGCUGUCGAACUCGUGACUAUCACGCGCAGUGUGACGAUCACAGAGAAAAAGACGGAGACCGUGAGAGAAACGAUCCGCGAGACGGUAACGGAGACUGCAACAACGACACCAAUAGCGAUGACUACUGGGGGGGUUGUCGCUCGGUAG
Molecule: messenger RNA, 2214 nt
Organism: Dichotomopilus funicola
Lineage: Eukaryota; Fungi; Ascomycota; Sordariomycetes; Sordariales; Chaetomiaceae
Exons: 1
Coding region: 1-2214 (737 amino acids)
Source: RefSeq, a predicted model, not a curated record